GGUUGGAUUAUGAAUGAAGGUCGCUAUCCUUCGUGACAAUAUUCUAGGUCUUACUUAUCCCCAUCUAGUGGCGGUGCCAAGACUUAGGGUUUCCAGGUUUUUACCUGUCUCUCCGCCAUCACCGUAAUCCUACGCCUUAUUCUUUUUCGUCUCUCCGCAAAUCCGCGACGAUGCCGGGCGUUGACUCGCUGCUGAUGGAGUGGCUUGCGAAGAAGGUACGGGAUACCUUCAUCAAGUUCUUCGAAGGCAAGAAUCACGUCAAUUGGAAGUCUAGCCCUGUCGUUCCUCACAAUGAUCCCACUCUCUUGUUCGUUAAUGCCGGUAUGAACCAGUACAAGCAGAUUUUCUUGGGGACUGUGGAUCCAAACACUGCUAUGAGUAAGCUCACCAGGGCGUGCAACACUCAAAAAUGUAUUCGAGCUGGCGGGAAGCAUAAUGAUCUUGAUGACGUAGGAAAAGACACCUAUCACCAUACCUUCUUUGAAAUGUUAGGGAAUUGGUCUUUUGGGGACUAUUUCAAGAAAGAGGCAAUUGAGUGGGCUUGGGAACUCCUCACUAAGGUUUAUGGCCUGCCUACAGAUCGUAUUUAUGCCACUUACUUUGGCGGUGAUGAAAAAGCUGGUCUUCCUCCUGAUAAUGAAGCUAGAGAUUUAUGGCUUAAUUUUCUGCCCCCUGGACUUGUACUGCCAUUUGGUUGCAAAGACAAUUUCUGGGAGAUGGGUGAUACAGGUCCUUAUGGGCCUUGCACUGAAAUUCAUUAUGACCGAGUGGGCAAUCGUGAUGCUGCUUCAUUGGUGAAUAAUGAUGAUCCCACUUGUAUUGAGAUAUGGAACCUUGUUUUCAUUCAGUUUAAUAGGGAAAGUGAUGGCUCUCUAAAACUUCUUCCAGCAAAGCAUGUUGACACUGGAUUGGGGUUUGAGAGAUUGACAUCGGUACUACAGAACAAGAUGAGCAAUUAUGAUACAGAUGUGUUCUUGCCUAUUUUUGAUGUUAUCCAACAGGUCACAGGUGCACGCUUGUAUUCUGGAAAAGUUGGGCCCGAUGAUGUGGACAAAGUUGACAUGGCUUAUAGGGUUGUUGCUGAUCAUAUUAGAACUUUAUCCUUUGCAAUUGCUGAUGGUGCUUCUCCAGGCAAUGAAGGACAUGAAUAUGUCUUAAGACGUAUUCUUCGUCAUGUUGUUCGCUACUGCAGUGAGGUCUUAAAAGCUCCUGAGGGAUUUUUCAGCAGGCUUGUAAGGAUUGUGGUGGAGAUCAUGGGUGAUGUUUUCCCAGAGUUAAAGCAGCAUGAGGCACACAUUGGAGAUAUAAUUGCUGCAGAAGAGGCGAGCUUUGGGAAGACUUUGGUGAAGGGAAUCGAGAAAUUUAAGAAGGCAACUCAGGAUGUUCAGGGGAGGGUUUUAAGUGGGCAGGAUGCAUUUAUCUUGUGGGACACAUAUGGUUUUCCAUUAGAUUUAACUCAGUUGAUGGCAGAGGAAAGAGGUUUGAUAGUAGAUGUUGAGGGUUUCAAUAAUGCCAUGGAUGAGGCCAGGGAAAAGUCAAGGAGUGCAAGAAAUAAGCAAGCUGAUGGUGCUAUUGUCAUGGAUGCUGAUGCUACCUCUGCACUGCACAAGAAGGGGGUGUCUACAACAGAUGAUUCCUUCAAAUUCAUUUGGUUCAAGGACCAUGAAAGUGUGAUAAAGGCCAUAUACACUGGUUCUGAGUUUGUGGAAAGUGCGACCACUGGCGAUGAUGUUGGUAUAGUUUUGGAAUCUACAAGUUUCUAUGCAGAGCAAGGUGGCCAGAUUUUUGAUAUCGGAUCUCUUGAUGGUCCCUUCGGUUCCUUCCAAGUAUGCAAUGUUCAAAUUUUUGGAGGUUUUGUACUUCAUAUUGGUUCUCUCUCUGGAGUUACUGUCAAAUUCUCUGUUCGUGAUAAAGUAACUUGUAAGGUUGACUAUGACAGACGGGGGUUGAUUGCUCCUAACCAUACUUGCACACAUAUGUUGAACUAUGCUCUUAGGGAAGUGCUUGGUAAUCAUGUUGACCAGAAGGGGUCUAUUGUUCUUCCUGAAAAACUGAGGUUUGAUUUUUCCCAUGAUCCAAACAGAGAUGGUGCCAUCAAUGCUGAUCAUUUGAGAAAAAUUGAGUCUAUUGUGAAUGAGCAAAUAAAAUCUGAGUUGGAUGUAUAUUCAAAGGAGGCAACGCUUGCUGAAGCCAAGCGUAUCAACGGUUUGCGAGCCGUAUUUGGAGAAGUUUAUCCCGAUCCAGUUAGAGUAGUGGCCAUUGGUAAGAAGGUGGAGGACCUCCUUGCUGAUCCUGAAAACAUAGAAUGGUCAUCCAUUUCAUCGGAACUGUGUGGAGGCACGCACAUAACAAAUACACGGGAAGCAAGGGCAUUUGCUCUUUUAUCUGAGGAGGGAAUUGCUAAAGGGGUUCGAAGGAUAACUGCUGUUACUACUGAGAGUGCUUUGAAGGCAAUGGAAUUAGGUGGCCAGCUUUUGAAGGAAGUAGAUGAUGCAUCCAAGCUGGAAGUAUGCUUGCUGGAGAAGAAAGUGGCUUCUGUAAAAACUAGUGUGGAUUCUGCAUCAAUUCCUGCUGCCCAGAAGGCUGAUAUAAGGGCCAAAAUUGCGCAACUUCAGAAUCAACUGAAAAGGGCACAAAAAAAGAUUGCCGAGCAAAAUAUGCAGAAGGCUGUUGCGACAGCAACCGAAUUGGCUGAAGUUGCUGCCAAAGAGGGGAAGACUUUCUACGUCACUCGUAUCGACAUUGGUUUAGACGCAGCCGCUCUUCGUGAAGCAGUUUCAAAAGUUAUUCAACAGAAGGGAAUGCCGGUUAUGAUUUUCAGUAUCGAUGAAACCACAAACAAGGCUGUCGUCUAUGCCGGCGUACCCGAGAAAUCUUAACAGAGCAAGCAAUUGGAAGUGUCAGAGUGGUUAACAAAUGCCCUAGGGCCUCUAAAGGGGAGGUGUGGCAGAGGCAAGGGCGGUCUUGCUACAGGACAGGGAACCGACAUAUCACACGUUAACGACGCCAUGGACUUGGCAACUUCAUUUGCUUCAAUGAAGUUAACAUGAAACAAUUCUCUGCAUGGAAGAAGCUUUGGUGCUGUUAAAUCGGUAUGGAGA
Molecule: messenger RNA, 3101 nt
Organism: Hibiscus syriacus
Lineage: Eukaryota; Viridiplantae; Streptophyta; Magnoliopsida; Malvales; Malvaceae
Product: alanine--tRNA ligase-like
Exons: 23
Coding region: 171-2879 (902 amino acids)
Biological process (GO): tRNA modification; alanyl-tRNA aminoacylation
Cellular component (GO): cytoplasm; mitochondrion; chloroplast
Molecular function (GO): amino acid binding; alanine-tRNA ligase activity; nucleic acid binding
Source: RefSeq, a predicted model, not a curated record